This is a messenger RNA of Dicrocoelium dendriticum, 2434 nucleotides long. NCBI's taxonomy places the organism in Eukaryota, Metazoa, Platyhelminthes, Trematoda, Plagiorchiida, Dicrocoeliidae. The record is from the annotation of a GenBank genome assembly.
GUCGUAACCGGGAACUUCACCCAAUAGUUUUACUCUCCUGAUCUUGGCUUUCAAGGCUGGUGAACACGACUACCUGAAUGUCGCUCGCUCGUAAACGUAAUCGGCCGGAAGAUUGGGGUGAGCUAGAGCCUUCCCCUGUCAUCCACAUAAGUGAAUUACCGGAGCACACGUUGGAAAUUGAUUUGUUAAAAGUGUUCGAACAGUAUGGUUCCGUCAGGGACAUCACGAUUAUGCCCCAAAGAGGCCAAGCGUUGAUCGAAUUUUACGAUGUUGCGUCGGCCGAGAAGGCUGUGCAUAGAUGCACAGAAAGUCCGUUAGUCUUUUCGAACCACCGCGUCCGAGUACACUAUAGCACCUCGAAGCACAUUAUUCAACGGCAAGCUGCGAGCGAACCCGGCAGGGAUCAUUCUGAUGGUCCCAUGGAAAGUCGAGUGCUUCUCUUCACCGUAUACAAUGCGCAGUACCCGAUAACAGUUGAUGUCAUAAAUCAAAUCGCUUCGCGGCAUGGCCGAGUUUUGCGCAUUGUCGUCUUCCAAAAGACUCAUGUUCAGGCUAUGGUUGAAUUCAAAACAACUGACGAUGCACGGAACGCUAAGCAAAAUCUAAACGGGGCAGAUAUCUACUCCGGUUGUUGUUCCUUGAAAAUUGAAUUUGCACGUCCUACAAAGCUUACCGUGGUGCGAAACGAUCAUGAGACAUGGGAUUUCGAAAAUCCAAACCUGCCCAUGGACAAUGGCCGUGUGCGUGCUAGUGCUGGGCGGGCUAACGUUUCACUGUUAGGUCGUUUUGUCCGUAACUUUGAAAACGGACGUUCUCAGAAUGGUGAUGCUCUUGGGUAUCGUGAGGGUUAUUCCAGACAAGGCACUUCACUGCCUUUGGGCGCCCCCGGAGGCACCCUUCUAGACCAACUUGGUUUGUCAGUUCAUCCUUCUCUUGCUGGUAUCAGCGCGGCCGACGGGCCAAAUCUGCCCUUCACAUCUACCGCGGUGGUCAUGGUCUAUGGCUUGGACUCCAGCCGUAUGAACUGCGAUCGAUUGUUCAAUUUAUUAUGCCUGUACGGCAACGUCAUACGCAUCAAGUUUCUACGUACCAAAGAGGGGUCCGCUAUGGCUCAAAUGGGGGACGUCAUCAGCGCUGACCGUGCUAUUAGAAACUUGUCUGAGAUUCCUCUCCUAGGAAACAAGAUGCAAAUCCGGCCCAGCAAACAACUCGUUAUUCUCGAUGUGCCUAAGCCUUUUGAGCUUCCUGACGGAUCGCCUUCAUUCAAAGACUACACGGGAUCGCGUGAAAACCGGUAUAUCAAUCCUGAAAAGGCUAGCAAAAAUAGAAUAUAUCCACCAUCAAACACACUUCAUUACUGGAAUUGUCCCCCUGGAUUUUCUUCCACUGAAGUUUCUCAAGUGUUUGUUGAUGCCGGCGCAACAGCACCCGUUCGGAUUGCGGAAUUCUUCACCUCUAACGAGAGAUCCUCGUCUGGACUGGUAGAAUGGAACGACAUAGCUGACGCCGUCAAUUCUCUUGCUUACGCCAAUCAUUUCUCCAUUCCAAAUUCCAAAGGACGCUUUCCAUUCAUAUUAAAGUUAUCAUUUUCGAACGCUCCAGUGCAAGACCGUUCUCACACUGGAUCUCGAAGGCCGGUCUCACAUAAUUUGAAGAAAGCUAACAGCCCUGUUGUCGAAUCUGGUUACCGCUAGUGACCGAUGUUCAUUGCAGCUCUUUACAAUACACGUUGGGCCGGGCUACAUUCUCACUUCUGAAUAAUUGGUGUUCCUAUUGGUUCCUUCCGGUUCUCGUCGCAACCAGUACCUGAGUUCCGCUCUACAAUUGUUGACCCCGACUGCGAGCACGGUUCUGCAAUUGCCAAAACCAUUUUCGGUGAGCUCGUUCCUUUUCUCCUUUGAAGUGUGUUUUUGCAACUAUUAUUUUGUGAUAUUUUAUGGCUCGCUCAGGUACUACCAUUUUCGACAGCUAUGUGACACGAAUUGUCACAUCGCUGUCUGUCCUCCCGUCCUAUUUGAUGGCCCUCCUUUUUGGUUUGUCUCGUUAGAGUCUAGGUAGGUAGGUACUCUUCCUAGGGACUUCGCUUUCCAGUUCAGAGCCACUCUUUCGAGACCAAAUAUAAGCCUGUAAGUCUCUUUAGCAGGAGAUCGUGACCCGACUGGACCAACCAGCGAGUACGCGAAUAAAACAGCUAUUCCACGACUUGUAUCUUGGAGACGCAUGUCCAUCCACCCUAUUGAACGAGAUGAAGAGACUCUUCGACUCGUACUUGAUGGAUGAUUUCAUUCUUCUGGAGCUUUAGCUUCAGCACCUACGCGCGAUAGUUCAAGCUAUCGUCAUAUCUGCCAAGGUCUCUUACUCUAUCCGCGUGACUGACUGAUGCGAUCAUGUAUCAUCUUCCUAAGAAGAAGACUGCGCAACACCACCCGCUACA